UUCAAUAGCAUACACAAUUAACGCUUCAUCGGAUUAUGUCGCAAUCACACAAUUUAACUUUUUGAUCUGCUGUAUAUCAAGGACUGUAACUCUUAGUAGACUCUUUUGGCGCGAGAAUUUUGCGUGCAAAAAUGAAUGCGAAAAGAGGAAAUGUAAGUAAAUAUAAAUUGGUUUUACUUUACGCAUGAAACUCCUUACUCUUACGGGCAAAUAUUUUACUUCUGGCUUGUGUGAUAAUGUGAAAAGUGACGGAAUAUCAACAUAUUUUUUUUAAAACUUGGUUUCAGAAAGCUGUUUGGGGCUUCAAAAGAAGCACGGCAUUAACGCUGUUUCAGAAGCGCCUGGCAAGGAAGGAGGGUGAAAACAAUGUAAUGUUUCUCAAGAGAAGCAGGGCGGAAUAUGCCGCUCUGUCAGUUCUUGAGAAACAAAAACUGAUAAGGGAGGCUGCAACCCCAGCUCUUCCAAUUACUCUGGAGGAAAAAAAGAUGUAUUUGAAGCAGCUAAUGGAGCAGCUGAAGAAGGUGGUGAAAGUACUUCUACACAUUGGUGUAGAAUAUUACUUCGAAAUGCAGCUAGAUGGCCUGAGCCAUUUGCUAGCACAUGAUGGAAAAUAUAGGAAUGUGCUAGCAGAGAGGCCAUCGGUUGUAUCCGAUUUGAAGUAUCUGCGCCAAUGUGUGCAGAAAAUCCUCAAUGACGCAUAUGGAAGAGCAUUGGGGAGGGAAGAGUGUAACGUCCGCUUCCCUUACAAGAAACACUCUCUGGCACCUGUAGUCAUAGUUACAGGGAUGCCAGAGGGUGUAAACUUGAAACACCCCUCCUUUUACGGUAUUUCUACCUUAAGGAAGAUCAUCUCCAAGAAGGAGAUGAUCAAAAUGGACCUUAUAGCCCAAAGUGAGGUGGGAGAACCGAGUAUUCCACAAGCACCAGUGGUGGCAAAUAUUGUUGCACAAGAACCAAGUCCGUGUGCCGCAGAAGUCAUCCACAGCAGCGUGGAGACAGAUAUUUUCAUGGCCUCAGACAGAGCCUCAGGAGUACAAAACACCAUAGCGCAGGAUAUUGUUGCACAAGAACCAAGUCCGUGUGCCGCAGAAGUCAUCCACAGCAGCGUGGAGACAGAUAUUUUCAUGGCCUCAGACAGAGCCGCAGGAGUACAAAACACCAUAGCGCAGGAUAUUGUUGCACAAGAACCAAGUCCGUGUGCCGCAGAAGUCAUCCACAGCAGCGUGGAGACAGAUAUUUUCAUGGCCUCAGACAGAGCCUCAGGAGUACAAAACACCAUAGCGCAGGAUAUUGUUGCACAAGAACCAAGUCCGUGUGCCGCAGAAGUCAUCCACAGCAGCGUGGAGACAGAUAUGGAAGAGGCACCUACAAACCCUUUGCAACUUAGCACAGUAAUGAAGUCUGCAAAGCAAUCCAGGGAGAAAAGCCAAAGAACAGGAGUCAGAACUCUGUGGUCAGCUGCAGAAAUACUCGUUGUCCAGCAACAUUUCAGCCAGGAGUUGGCUGGGCUGAAGCCAGUGAAACGAAGCAGCAUUGACAGCUUUUUGGCCCAGCAAACAGUGGUUAAAAGAACAGCUACUGCACUGGGAAAUUAUCUAUUAAGGAACAGGAAGAAAAUCAGACAAGAUGAUCAGUAGUGAAUCAAAGCACCUCACCCACACUGAUGACGCUUGAGAUGUUGGAUUGAGUCUGAUGAAGGGCAUUCCGUACUUUCAAGACACAUUUUUACUGCCAUGUCAUCCGUUUCACAGAGCUGACUGAUUGGGGUGGGGGUGGGGGUAGGGGUUCUUUCUGGGUACUGCAACUUCUUUAUCACCAUCCACCUGUGUGAUAAUGCUACAUGAUAUAGCCCAACAAAUUAAAGACAUUCAAAAAUUGCAAUUUUUCCUUCUUAGUAGCUGUCAGUUGCAUGGAGCUAUAUGCAUUCUUCAUUGUGUUGAUGUCUUUGCAGACAUAAACCAUUUUCCCAGUGAUGUGGUUUGAGCUUAGUACAGAAAAAGCACAUGUAUGAUUAUGUGUACUAGUAAAGUUAAACAAUGUAAGGAAUGUGUUGCUGUCCACGCGAUUUCGACAUGGUAGGGGGUUUUGGUUGUGUGGCUAUUACUAAGCAUCAGAUCUUAUGAACUGACUAUUUGAUCUACACUGUUGGUGUUGCUAUUGUGCUUAUGUUGUAACUGAGUAUAUAAAAAAGCAAUGAAGUGGAAGAUUAUAAUUUUUUUUAAUUGGUCUUUUAGAUUAAAUUCUUUGCUGGCAUGUGUUUGUGAAACAGUGAUCCUCAGGAUUCAUCAUAAAUUUAAAACAAUUAUUGUCAUUUUGAUGUUUUUUGGUGUAAUGAAAAAUUGUCUUAAGUAUUUAGCUUGCCUAUCAAUAAGGGAUGACCAAUUUUAUGCCAUGUCAAAUAAAACCAAGCAUACUGUAUCAUAUAUUCUGUCAUUUCUUAGCUUCAUUUCAUGGUACUUUGUGUUCAGCUGUUGUGUCAUAGGAUAAGCAGUUCUUAACUGAACCUUGGACUUCUCCCUAGAAGUUUGGGGGACAUAUUGGGUUGUUGCCAUGUUUGGAGCUGAUGGUUGAAGAAAGAACGUGUUCUGGCGUCUGGUCUUGACAGCAGCACUGAUUGUUUUGCCUGUCCUCUGCACUAGCACUUUAAGGCAUCAAUUUUCGGUUUACUGAAAAAAAGCUUGCCUGAGGAAUCAAGUGGGUUGUAAUCUGAGAUUGGCCAUGUACCUGGUACAAUGGCAACUUCAACAGAAAUGGUAAUUCUUCAUGAUAGGAAUACAUCAACGCACCCAGGACUGUUAUAGCCAUGGUAUGUCUAGAAACAGCUGUUGGUCGGAUUCACAUUCGCAUCCUGUUAGAAAAAAAAAUGUACCAAUACCGUCUGUCAUAACCAUACGGAACCGCCCACCCCACCCCACCCCCAAGGAAAAAAAACCGCCAGCAUUUAUUAUCAGCCACCCAAGUAAAAACAUGCAGAAGUUCAUACAGAACAGCAAAGGAACUGCUAGCUGAAGAACAGG
Molecule: messenger RNA, 3017 nt
Organism: Pomacea canaliculata
Lineage: Eukaryota; Metazoa; Mollusca; Gastropoda; Architaenioglossa; Ampullariidae
Exons: 16
Coding region: 372-1637 (421 amino acids)
Cellular component (GO): nucleus
Molecular function (GO): DNA-binding transcription factor activity
Source: RefSeq, a predicted model, not a curated record